AUGUAGGGAGUCAUCACUGAAAACAACCUUUCUGGAAAAUGAUUUUUCUAUUAUCUGUCCUGUCUUUGUUAGUAUGCCAAGCUGUGUUAUCUCCCAUUUCCAACGAUGCAAUAUUUCAGUAUGUCGAUGACCAUAAGGAUGAAUUUGUUCAGAGGCUGAAGGACUGGGUGGCCGUAGAAAGCGAUUCCAGUGACCCAACAAAGAGAGACCUGGUAAAUAAUAUGAUGCAGAUCACAAAAGACUUCAUCCUCAAGCUUGGUGGAAGCGUUGAGAUGGCUGAAGUUGGUGAACAAGAGCUUCAGUCUGGGAAGAAAAUCCCUUUGCCACCAGUUAUCCUUGCUGAAAUUGGAAAUGAUACAAACAAGCCUACAGUCUGUUUUUAUGGACAUGUGGAUGUCCAGCCUGCAAACAAAGCAGAUGGAUGGUUAACAGAGCCAUACACCCUUGUAGAAAAGGAUGGCAAUCUGUAUGGUAGAGGCUCCUCUGACGACAAAGGACAAGUUCUGGCACUGUUGCAUGCAGUGGAAGCUGUUAACACAAUCGGCCUUCCCGUAAAUGUGAAGUUCAUCAUCGAAGGCAUGGAGGAAGUGGGGUCCAAUGGACUGGACAAACUGGUUGAAGAGAAAAAGGAUACAUUUCUUUCCAAUGUAGAUUACAUUGUAGUCACAGAUACCCCGUGGCUCAGCAAAAAGCCAGGGAUCACAUAUGGAGCCAGAGGAAACUGCUACUUUUUUAUAGAGGUGCAGGGUGCACGGAGGGAUCUUCACUCUGGUGGCUUUGGAGGAACAGUAUAUGAAGCUAUGAGUGAUUUGAUAUACUUGCUUGACACCCUUGUAGAUGCGAAGGGCCACAUCCGGAUUCCAGGGAUUUACGAUGGUGUAGUCCCACUAACUGAAAAAGAAAUUAAGCUUUAUAAAGACCUUGAAUUCAAGUUAGAUGAACUACAAGCUGACACAGGAGUUACAAGGUUCCUCCAUGAUACAAAGGAAGAAUUACUCAUGUACAGAUGGCGCUAUCCUUCCUUGUCAAUACAUGGGAUAGAAGGUGCUUUUUCUGGAUCCGGAACAAAAACUGUAAUUCCUGCAAAAGUAAUUGGCAAGUUCUCAAUUCGUCAGGUUCCCAAUAUGAAUCCCUCAGUUGUAGAAAAACAGGUAGUCGACUACUUGGAGAGCAAGUUUUCUGAAAGGAAAAGUCCUAAUAAAAUGAAAGUAUCUAUGAUUAUUGGUGCAAAACCAUGGCUAGCUGACAUGAACGAGCCUCAGUAUGUGGCUGCCAGAAAAGCAGUAAAAAGAGUGUUCAAUACAGAUGCUGACAUGAUACGAGCUGGAGGAACUAUUCCGAUUGCAAAGAACUUUGAGGAGGUGCUAAAGAAGAGUGUUAUGUUAUUGGGAAUUGGUGGACCGGAUGACGCUCCCCAUGGACAAAAUGAGAAGAUAAGCAUGUACAAUUACAUUGAAGGCACAAAACUGUAUGCAUCUUUUCUUCAAGAACUUGCAUCCCAGAAGGCACCAUAAUGGACAAUCUGGAACACCGUAGAACCAUCCGUUUAAACGUGCCAUUACAUUUGGUGGCAAAAUCUGUUUUUAGGGAAAUUUAGAUUGCGUUACACGUGUGUUACUUAACGAUGCUCUAUAUUGGAUUUGGUUUGUUUUUAUUGCCCUUUUUGAAUUUUGAUAGCAGCAGUUCC
This is a messenger RNA of Spea bombifrons (plains spadefoot toad), 1687 nucleotides long. Its product is annotated as beta-Ala-His dipeptidase-like. Gene Ontology annotation, cellular component: cytosol. Bases 39 to 1514 code for a protein of 491 amino acids. The transcript has 13 exons. Lineage: Eukaryota; Metazoa; Chordata; Amphibia; Anura; Pelobatidae. The record is from RefSeq and is a predicted model, not a curated record. Gene Ontology annotation, biological process: proteolysis. Gene Ontology annotation, molecular function: metallodipeptidase activity.